AUGCGCCGCCUCCCGCCGGCCGCGCUGCUGCCGCUGCCACUCGCCCUGCUUGUGGCCACGGGGACCCCCAAGGCGCCAGUGAGCGCGCCGUGGAGCCUGGUGUGGGGGGCCGGGCUGCGGGCGGGCGUCGUGCUGCCCGUCUGCUACUUCUACCUGCAGGCCGUGAACUCGCAGGGCCAGAACCUCACUCGCUCGCCCCCAGGUCAAACACUAUUCAAAGUAGUAAUCAAAUCUCUUUCACCUAAAGAGUUAGUCCGGAUUCACGUCCUCAAACCUUUGGACAGGAACGAUGGGACAUUUUUGAUGCGAUAUAGGAUGUAUGAAACUGCCAGUGAAGGGCUGAAGAUAGAGGUCCUUUACUGUGAUGAGCACGUGGCUCAGUCUCCUUAUAUUUUGAAAGGAUCAGUGUACCACGAGUACUGUGAAUGUCCAGAAGGGGAUCCUCAGGCCUGGCAGAAAACUCUUUCUUCUCCAACCAAGGAACCACAGAUUGCAAAGGAUUUUGCUUCCUUCCCCGGCAUCAAUCUCCAGCAAAUACUAAAUGAAGUUCCAAAAAAGUUUGGGGAUGAGAGGGGUGCCAUUGUUCACUACACGAUUCUCAAUAACCGCAUCUACCGGAGAUCUUUAGGGAAGUACACAGAGUUCAAAAUGUUCUCGGAUGAGAUUUUGCUGUCACUGGCAAGAAAGGUCCUUCUCCCCGAUUUAAAAUUUUAUAUUAAUCUUGGAGAUUGGUCUCUGGAGCAUCGGCAAGUCAAUGAAAUCCCGGGCCCUUUGCCUAUUAUUUCAUGGUGCGGCUCCCUGGAUUCACGGGACAUUAUCCUUCCAACGUAUGACAUCACCCACUCCACGCUCGAAGCAAUGAGGGGUGUCACCAAUGAUCUCCUCUCUAUUCAGGGAAAUACAGGGCCUUCCUGGAUCAACAAAACCGAGAAAGCUUUCUUCAGAGGUAGAGAUAGCCGAGAAGACAGGCUCCAGUUGGUACAGCUCUCCAAGGAAAAUCCAGAGCUCCUAGAUGCAGGAAUUACAGGAUAUUUCUUUUUCCAAGAGAAAGAAAAGGAGCUUGGAAAAGCUAAAUUGACAGGUUUCUUUGAUUUCUUUAAGUACAAGUAUCAAGUGAAUGUGGAUGGGACCGUGGCGGCUUACAGAUAUCCAUACCUCAUGUUGGGUGACAGCUUGGUUUUGAAGCAGGACUCGACGUAUUACGAACAUUUCUAUAUGGCACUAACGCCUUGGAAACAUUAUGUUCCAAUUAAAAGAAAUCUUAGUGAUUUACUAGAGAAAGUUAAGUGGGCCAAGGAAAAUGAUGGAGAAGCCAGGAAGAUUGCAAAAGAAGGGCAGCUGGCCGCGAGGGAGCUGCUGCAGCCACGCCGGCUCUUCUGCUACUAUUAUGGAGUACUCCAGAAAUACGUGAGCGCCAGUCCAGCAAACCCAAAAUACGUGAUGGGAUGGAGCUCGUUCCUCAGUCAGAUGAUAAUGCGUCCCCGUGCCAGUGCCUCCGGGAAAGACCUUCCAGAGAAGAGCUUUAAGUCAGCUCCCAUCGACAGUCCUGCAAGUGCCAGCGACAGGUUGAAGGCAAGCCUUCAGACAGAGGCCGGGCGGCGGUGAACGCAGUCGAGGAGACAUGUGGACAGGCAGAGCAAGAUGAGAGCAAGUGUUACAGGUCUCUUUGAAUAUAAUUUUCUGUUGUGUAAAAACCUCCAUCAUCAACAUCGCAGUUUCUCGAAACAGAAAACUUGCAGGUCACUGUGGACAGAGAGGCUUUGCCAGAAUAGAAAUCAUUCCCUGUGAAAUGAUUUCCACCAUAUUUCCUAGUUUGUUCACUUUCCCUCUCCCUCUUCCAACUAUGAAGGGAAAAUGUUGGUGCAGGUUCCUCCCCUCUUAUUGAAUAAUUUCUCCUCCUACAAGCUGCUUUGGACAUUCUGUAAUAGCAAACCUCCUCUUGGAAGGUCUGAUAAGGAUAAUUAAGGAAGAAGAGCGUGGCUCCCUUGUUGAAGGUAGCUGGGAGACUGUGGAGGCCACAUUUUU
Messenger RNA from Mustela lutreola (European mink), 2025 nucleotides. RefSeq names its product protein O-glucosyltransferase 3-like. Gene Ontology annotation, molecular function: glucosyltransferase activity; protein binding. Lineage: Eukaryota; Metazoa; Chordata; Mammalia; Carnivora; Mustelidae. Gene Ontology annotation, cellular component: endomembrane system. The record is from RefSeq and is a predicted model, not a curated record.